Molecule: messenger RNA, 1560 nt
Organism: Aspergillus mulundensis
Lineage: Eukaryota; Fungi; Ascomycota; Eurotiomycetes; Eurotiales; Aspergillaceae
Product: putative MFS multidrug transporter
Exons: 5
Coding region: 1-1560 (519 amino acids)
Biological process (GO): transmembrane transport
Molecular function (GO): transmembrane transporter activity
Source: RefSeq, a predicted model, not a curated record
AUGGCUGCAAAGUCUCGAGUUACCCAGAUGGAGAAGCCUUCGCCCAUUGUUGUGUCGGCCUUGACUCUCUGCAAUUCUGUGCCCUCGACUCCGCCGACCCCUACCGUGAUCACGUUCGACGAUUGCCCAGAGAAGAACCCCUACAAAUGGCCGUUUCCCAAGAAACUCUACGUUUUCAUCUUUGCCCUCUUGUCCGUCAUGAAUAGCGCUCUUGCCUCGUCGCUUCCCAGCAAUGCCGUCCCUUAUAUCAUCGACGAUUUCAAGGUCCAAAACAAGCACGAAAGCAGUCUGCCCACUGGUAUCUUUCUGCUAGGAUACGUCGUUGGUCCUGUGCUCUGGAGUCCACUGAGCGAAACGAUUGGACGGCGUCCCGUUCUGCUGUAUAGCUUUGUUGUGUUCUUCUUGUUUACCCUGGCUUCUGCUCUUGCUCCCAACUGGCAGUUGCUCCUUUUCUUUCGCUUCGUUUGCGGGAGCAUGGGCGCGUCUCCUCAGACUGUUGUUGGAGGGGCUUAUGCGGAUAUCUACGAGGCUCGGGCACGCGGCAUAGCGAUGGCAUUCUACAUGGCUGUAGCAAGCUUUGGACCUAUCAUCGGACCCAUUAUUUCCGGCUUUGUGUCCCAGUAUGGAUGGCGAUGGUGCUUCUGGGUAGAUCUGAUAUGUGCAGGCGUCACAUUAGUCGGACUCAUCUUCUUACCAGAGACGUUUGGCCCGGUGAUUCUUAAGCGUCAUGCCGCCGAGCUGAGCAAGAAGCUCGGAAAAGAGAUAUCAGCCCCCGUGUCCAAGUUCGACAAAGACCUCAAGACCAUUUUUCUACGACCGCUGUACAUGUUGAUCUUCGAGCCGAUUAUCCUCUUCACAUCGAUAUACGUUGGCAUCGUCUACGCGCUCGUCUACUUCUACUUCCAGGCCUACCCUAUAAUCUUCCCCGAGAUUUACAACUUCAGCAUCCAAACGACCUCCUUGACACUCCUCCCACUUGGUAUUGGCGCCGCCUCGACCGCACUGGUGGCAAUAGCCUGGGACUCAAAGUACACUUCCGCUCUCUUAAACGAAAAACGCCGAAUCUGCUUCCUCCCCGUAACAUUCAGCCCGGAAACGCACCGCCUCCCAAUCUCCUGCAUCGGCAGCAUCGCAAUCACAAUUUCGCUCUUCUGGCUUGCCUGGACCGCUGCGCCAUCCAUCCACUGGAUCGUCCCCGUCCUCUCGGGCCUCUUCUUCGGCUUCGGAUACCAGUCCAUCUUCACCUCGCUCCUCAUCUACGUCACGGACGCGUACAAGAUAUACUCGGCGAGCGCGCUGGCGAGCUCCGUGAUCGUGCGCAGUAUGCUUGGUGCGGCGCUCCCGGUCGCUGCCAAACCAAUGUAUGCGGCUCUUGGUGUUGGCUGGGCAACGUCUCUUGUUGGGUUCGUGAGUGUUGCUUGUGUGCCGAUUCCGUAUGUGUUGUUUUGGAAGGGGUCGUGGGUGAGGAAUAGAAGCGCGUUUUGUCAGAUGCUUGUUCGGGAUGAGCGCGAGUCUGAGUCUGAGUCUCGUGGGAAUAGGAUGGAGUCUGGAGAGUGUUAG